Molecule: messenger RNA, 1718 nt
Organism: Prosopis cineraria
Lineage: Eukaryota; Viridiplantae; Streptophyta; Magnoliopsida; Fabales; Fabaceae
Product: protein IQ-DOMAIN 19
Exons: 4
Coding region: 166-1482 (438 amino acids)
Molecular function (GO): protein binding
Source: RefSeq, a predicted model, not a curated record
UUUAAUAAUUGGGCCAUUAGUGUUGUGAGAUACAAUUACAUAUGUAGCAGCAGAAGAAGAGGAGAUCAGCACUUCGUCUUGUUCCUUUCUUCUCCAUCUCUCUCUCUCUCCCCCUCCUCCGAUCCUCUCACUCUUCCAUGUUAGCUUCCUUCUUCCUCAUCACACAUGGGAAAGACCAGCAAAUGGCUUCGAAGCAUCUUGACUGGCAAGAAAGACAGACAUAGAGACAAAGACAAAUGUUCAAAACCGUCUGACAUUCCCGAGCAACAAGAUCGGACCACGCCGACCAAUUCAACUCCCAAAGAGAAACGACGUUGGAGCUUCCGAAGAUCCUCGGCCUCAUCGACAACGACGACGGCGACAGCCGCAGCCGACGUGACACCGACCACUCCCGUGGAAUCAAACGCUGUCGCUUCUAACUCACCGACAGACAUCGCUGCCGACGAUGAGCAGCAGAAGGAGCAGCACGCCAUGGCCGUCGCUUCCGCCUCCGAGGAAGCUGCCGCCGUUAAAAUUCAAUCUGUUUUUCGCUCUUACCUGGCGAGGAAGGCGCUGUGUGCGUUGAGAGGAUUGGUGAAGUUGCAGGCACUGGUGAGGGGUCACUUGGUGAGGAAGCAAGCGACAGAUACGUUGAGAAGAAUGCAAGCUCUGGUGACGGCACAGGCAAGAGCUCGAGCUCAGAGGAUUCGAAUGGUUUCGUCGGAAGAUCAGAGGCAUAAUCAAAGACAAUCGAAUCACAGAAAAUCCACAGAAGAAGACAUGUUCACGCAGAUCUAUGAUGAAGAGAACAUCAAGAUAGUGGAAAUGGAUGUGGGUGAGACCAAACGUGAUUCUAGAAGGAGAAGAAACAAUAUCAACAGUAACAACAACAACAAUAACCCAAAUUACCAUUGCGCAUAUUACUCACCAAAGGAAGAAGCCCACCAGGCUGCCUCCCCAAGCCCAUCAGCUGUAACGGACAUGAGCCCACGGGCCUACAGUGGCCACUUUGAGGACUGUACAUCCUUGGGUACAGGCCAAAGCAGCCCACAGCUCUUGUACUCGGCCAUGUCGAGGAUUGAAGACUUAAAAAAUCUUCCUUUCACCUUUCCAAAACCUCCACCACAUGCAGAAUCAGUUAUGUCUUAUGACUACCCUUUGUUCCCAAACUACAUGGCCAACACAGAGUCAUCUAGAGCCAAGGCACGGUCACAGAGUGCGCCGAAGCAGAGGCCGCCUGAGACAUUUGAGCGGCAACCAAGCCGACGACGGGCUUCGGUGGAAGGGAGGAACGUGCCUAGGCCCGUGCGAAUGCAGCGGUCUUCUUCUCAUGUGGGUUCUACGGCCCAUAACUACCAGUAUCCUUGGUCCACGAUCAAGCUUGACAAGUCUUCAGCUUCACUCAAGGAGAGUGAGUGUGGAUCUUCUAGUACUGUUCUCACUAAUACUAACUAUUGCAAGUCCCUUGCCGCUUAUGAUCCUUAUGGAGGAAGGUACUACUGACCAAAUUCUUCCUGCAACAAGAGGGAACCAGUUUUGCAGGAACAUUCAUGAGUUAAUUUUCCAUAGUGUAUUUCAAGACACAUUAUGUAGAGAUUUUUUUUUUUUUUUUUUGCCUUUGUGUGUUUUUCUUUUAAUAUAAAUUUGGCCGUGUUUGUGAGUGAGACAUUUUGACUUGUCAUGAUCUCUAUGUAAAAAUUUAUCCCAUCGAUAUAUUUCUAAGAGGCACUGUUUUAAAA